AUGGCUCCUAGUCUGGAAAUCCUUGCCAGCGCUCAGCCAGACCCCGAGUUUCUCGAGGCAUGUCCCCUCCCCCGCCAAAACAGCCCUCCGCCGCUUCCGGCCAAUGUCGACAUACAAACCCUUCGAGCCACAUCGAACAAGCACAAAAAUGAGGCGCGAGAUGCGCUAGGAGACCCUCCUCUGAACCUGACCGAGCGAGAUAUCGAGAUACCCGUUCGUGACGGCAGCAGUAUUCUUGCCUAUGUUUAUGCCCCAUCAGAUGUCGUCCCUGGAGACGAACUUCCUAUCUUUUUAUUCUUCCAUGGUGGCGGCUUCUGCCUGGGCACGCGCCAUGAUGAUAUGCAGUCCAACAGAAUCUUGGCGGUCAAGGCUGGUAUCAUCAUAGUCUGCCUCGACUACCGUCUUGCUCCGGAACAUCCGUUCCCUCAGGCUAUUCAUGAUGGAGUGGAUGCUUUACAUUGGAUCGCUCAAAAUCCAACGCAACUUCACCCUUCAGCGUCCCCUUCAGCAGGCCUUGUCAUCGGAGGCACUUCCGCCGGAGCAAACAUUGCCAACGGCGUGGUGUAUCUGAACCGCGACCUUGGAUCUCCUGCAAAGGUCACUGGGCAGUUUCUCGGUGUCGGACCUCUUCUUCCUCCACCAUGCGUUCCUGAGAAGUACAAGGACGAUUACGUCAGUCACGAGCAGAACAAAGACGUGACUAUACCUCCAGAAGAACUUGCUCGCGCAUUCGUUGGUAAGAAACCCGAGACAUGGUGUUACAGAGAAAUUAAGAUAUUUGCAGCUGCAUACAAGCCAGAUCCGAGCUCGCCGAUCGCAGUGCCUGCUGUGCAUCCAUCAGGACACUCGGGAAUUCCUCCCACGUACUUUCAAGUCUGCGGGCUUGAUGGUCUGAGGGACGAGAGUAUCAUUUACGAGCGGAUUCUCCAGGAACACAGCAUCUCCACACGACUGGAUUUGUAUCCUGGUCUACCCCAUCAUUUCUGGGAAUUCUUCCCUCAGUUGAACAAACAGGUUGAAAAGAGAACAAAUGAUACAGUGGAGGGAAUCAAGUGGUUAUUGCAUGGGUCGAAACUCCCAAAGUUGUGA
Fusarium verticillioides 7600 is the source of this 1089-nucleotide messenger RNA. RefSeq lists its product as hypothetical. The transcript is spliced from 3 exons. The record is from RefSeq and is a predicted model, not a curated record. Bases 1 to 1089 code for a protein of 362 amino acids. NCBI's taxonomy places the organism in Eukaryota, Fungi, Ascomycota, Sordariomycetes, Hypocreales, Nectriaceae. Gene Ontology annotation, molecular function: hydrolase activity.